CUCCACGCCAACCCAUGGAGUAAUGGCGGCUUCAUUAUCCAGACCCUGUUACUCAUUGUCUCCCCCUUCUUUCUCGCUGCCGCACUCUACCUGACCGUCAAGACCAUCGUCCUCACCUGCGGUCCCCACUCCUCGCUCCUCAACCCGCAGCUUGACACGUGCCUCUUCAUGAUCUGCCACGCAAUUGGCUUCUGCACACAGUUAGCCGGGGGGGAGGGCUCCAGGUCACCGCAUCAAACGGCAACGGGGCUGAGAGCAUGGUACGUGCGGGGGACGAACAUCAUGAUCGCAGACAUCGCCUUCCAGGCAGCGACGAUGGCGGUGUGUGGGGUUUUGACUAUCGGUUGUACGAGGAAGUUGAACCUGCAUCAGAGAGAGGAGAUUGGGUCUGGCCCUUUCGCUGUGGAGCCAUUGAACCGGAGGGGGUUUGCGGGCCUCGGGGGGUGUCAGGCGGUGGCUUUUGUGACGGUCUUGAUUUGGCGUAUCUACAAGUGUAUGCUUUUCUAUAAAAUCCCGGAGAUGGCGGGCGGAUGGGGAAACCCCAUAAUACAAGAAGAGGCUAAGUUUAUGGUUCUGAAUGGGAUAUAA
Messenger RNA from Aspergillus uvarum CBS 121591, 588 nucleotides. RefSeq lists its product as uncharacterized. The transcript is spliced from 2 exons. Lineage: Eukaryota; Fungi; Ascomycota; Eurotiomycetes; Eurotiales; Aspergillaceae. The annotation marks the transcript as partial. Gene Ontology annotation, cellular component: fungal-type vacuole; plasma membrane. The record is from RefSeq and is a predicted model, not a curated record.